AUGGUUGAUGAUAUUAAAACUGCUGAUCCUAGUAAUGCGUUAGUCAAAUUUGCUGACGAUUUGACGUUAGGUGUGCCUGGCAACGAAAGUGGUGACACAUCUCGAUCUGAAGCUGCCUGUUUACAGCAUUGGGCAGAAGAGAAUAGAAUGCGCUUAAACUUGGAAAAAAAACGUACGAAAUGGUUGUUCGCAGACACACCUCUGUAGUUUUGCCUGAGUUUAUCCCUUCAAUUAGCGAAAAACAUGGCUAAAGCUUUUAGGAGUUACUCUACAAGAUAAUCCGUGCAACUGGGAUUUGCACUUCGAAGAAAUGCUCAAAAAAGCAAGUGGACGAAUGUACAUUAUGAGAGUUUGCAAAUACUAUUAUGGACUAUCUAUUAAACAAUUAGAUCUGCUGUUUGAUAGCCUAAUUAUGUCGAUAUUCAUUAUUGCUAUUGAGCUGUGGGGUUGUGCAUAUGACGGUAAAUAUUUGAACCAAAUAGAUAAAUUCAUUAAACGUGCACAUAAGAAUGGUUAUAUAUCAAAACGAACACACAUUAAAGAAAUACGUGGUAAGAGAGAUAAGAAACUGUGGAACAAAAUAACAUCAACUGAGGACAAUGCGUUGCUUGAACUGCCGCCGGAAAAAAGAAGUAGGUUACUUAGGCCUAGAGGGCAUGAGUAUGAACUCCUCCUAGUGAGAACAGAAAGAUUCAAAAGGUCGUUCAUAAAUCGUUAUCUGUAUAACUUUGUUUAG
Messenger RNA from Paramuricea clavata, 736 nucleotides. The record is from the annotation of a GenBank genome assembly. NCBI's taxonomy places the organism in Eukaryota, Metazoa, Cnidaria, Anthozoa, Malacalcyonacea, Plexauridae.